This is a messenger RNA of Paramuricea clavata, 529 nucleotides long. The record is from the annotation of a GenBank genome assembly. NCBI's taxonomy places the organism in Eukaryota, Metazoa, Cnidaria, Anthozoa, Malacalcyonacea, Plexauridae.
AUGGAAAGAUUUGGUAAUGGAACAGAGGAUGGCAAAGAAUAUCUCAAGUACGAGAUUAAAAAUCCCGAAUUGUGGCAGUCCCUUACUGGGAAGUAUUCUCUUGUGGAACCUCCACGAAUGGUAAUAUAAACAUUUGGUUAAUUAUUUUGACCUCAUUGUUAUCUUACACAUGGCACAUACUUGUUCGAAAAAUACUUUACUGUAUACACGUAUGACAGAACUGUAGAUGUGUAUAGGAUUCAACAUACCUGAAGUCAACAACCUAACGAAGGUCCUUCGUAUAACUUCCUGGCGCAGGGUCUUCCCUCGCAACGUCGAAGUUUUCUUUGUAUUUUCAGGUAGUUGAAUCUCUAUCCAUCUGCAGUUCUCUGGUGUUUUUUAUGCUACUUAACGCUGGCACAGACCAUUUGAGUUUAUACAUGUAACAAUUUUACCAUUAUGAAUAAAAGUUAUUUUAUUUUCCAGUUACAGGGCAAUUUCCCUGACGCCAUCAGUCAGCUAUCAACUGAACCAUCUUCAGAUGAAGGAG